AUGAAUCACAUUACAAUAAACAACUUGCUAAAUCGGCAACAAUACGCUUACCAGCCUAGUAGAUCUACCGUGGACGCGGCGCGUGACGUUGUGGCGCGGGUGACGGCGCACCUCGAGGGCGGGCGGCAGGUCGCCGCCGUCUUCUGCGACGUGUCGCGCGCCUUCGAAAUGAUUGAUCACGCGCUGCUUCUCGCCAAACUAUCUUCCUAUGGGUUUUCAGGCUGCUUCCAUGAUAUCAUAGCGUCGUUCCUGAGUGACCGCAAACAGAGCACCUACGUUCUCGGUUCCAAAUCUGACCUCGAUCCAAUAGGAAGCUGUGCGGUCCCUCAAGGCUCCAUAAUGGGAAACAACCUUUUUCUCCUCCUGGUGAACGAUAUUUCAACAGUUUGUGAUAUCCCGGAAUACGUAAUGUUUGUCGACGACACUUGUCUUAUAGUAAACGCAGAAGAUGUAGACUCUCUAAAACUAAAGUUAUGUCAAGUGAUGCACUAA
Molecule: messenger RNA, 492 nt
Organism: Leguminivora glycinivorella
Lineage: Eukaryota; Metazoa; Arthropoda; Insecta; Lepidoptera; Tortricidae
Exons: 1
Coding region: 1-492 (163 amino acids)
Source: RefSeq, a predicted model, not a curated record